GAAGGUCAAAAAGCAGAACUGGAGUUGGGAAUAAGAUGAACCAGAGGGCAAGGGUUUGAGCUCCCUCUCUCUCUCUGGUAUGCUACUCAACACACUUUCAUUAAUUUUCCCGAAACCUCUGCAUCCUUGUGUUCUGCCACGUUAUUUAUCUUGUAACCAAACUUUUCAAGCUUCUGUUUCUGGCAGCCGAAGACCCCUUUCUUGUAACAAUUUCAAUAUCUGCUUAGGAACUUUCUGGGUAUAAAAAAAAGUCUUUUUUAUUAUUUAGUUUGCCCAUUUUCGUUUUGUUUAUUUUUCUGUUAAUGUUUAGGAUUUUGGUUUCGUUUCUUAACAUUACCUGUUUCUGGGUCACUUAAAGUUUGAAACUUUGAGUGAUUUAAAUACUCCAUUCAAGUGGGAAAAUGACAUCCAUACCUUCGAAAAACCUAUGGAUUCGGAGGCAACAAUGCCCUUGUGGAGAUUGGAAGUGUUAUAUUACAUAUGAGGGUGAUGCUGAGGAGGGUUCUACACCACCAGAAUUGGUGAAGGCAGAGAAAGCAUCAUCUGCAGCUAUGAUUACUCCCUAUGUUGGGAUGGUGUUUAAGAGUGAUGAUGAUGCUUUUGAGUAUUAUGGCAAUUUUGCUAGGAAGAAUGGGUUCUCUAUUAGGAAAGAAAGAUCUAGAAUUAGCCCUCAAUUGGGUAUUUACAAGCGUGAUUUUGUUUGUUACCGAUCUGGUUUUGCCCCGGUGAAGAAGAAGCCUAAUGGUGAACACCAUAGAGAUAGGAAGUCCGUGAGGUGUGGAUGUGAUGCAAAAAUGUAUCUGUCCAAGGAGGUUGUAGAAGGGGUUUCUCAAUGGUUUGUUGUGCAGUUUAGUAAUGUGCACAAUCAUGAACUCUUGGAAGAUGAUCAAGUGCGCCUUCUGCCUGCGUACCGUAAAAUUCAUGAGGCCGAUCAAGAGCGUAUACUCCUGCUUUCCAAAGCCGGGUUUCCAAUACAUCGGAUAGUGAAAAUGCUUGAGUUGGAAAAGGGCAUCCAAGGGGGGCAACUUCCUUUCUUGGAAAGGGACGUGAGGAACUUUGUUCAAAAUCGCAAGAAGGUUGUUCAAGAGAAUGAGGCAUUGCUCAGUGAGAAAAGAGAAAAUGAUAUAUUGGAACUUCUUGAGGCAUGCAAAGCCGUUAAAGAAGCAGACGAUGACUUUGUCUAUGAUUUUACAGUGGAUGGGAAUGAUAAGGUUGAAAAUGUAGCUUGGUCAUAUGGUGACUCUGUUAAUGCAAAUGCUAUGUUUGGUGAGGUAGUUUAUUUUGACACUACUUAUCGAUCGAUCACUUAUGGAUUGCUUUUCGGUGUAUGGUUUGGUAUUGAUAGCUAUGGUAGAACCAUUUUUUUUGGUUGUGUUUUAUUGCAGGAUGAAACACCGCAAUCCUUCUCAUGGGCAUUACAGACUUUUGUCCGGUUCAUGAGAGGAAGAUGUCCACAAACUAUACUAACUGAUCUAGAGCCAGGGCUCAGAGAUGCCAUUAGAAGUGAAUUUCCUGGAACUAAACAUGUCAUUCCUCAGUGGAAUAUUCUAUACAAGUUACCCAGUUGGUUUUCUCUUCGUCUUGGGUCUCGCUAUGCAGAAUUUAAAUCCGAGUUUGAUGCCUUAUUUCACAUUGAGAGUACAGAGGAUUUUGAACUUCAGUGGAGCCAAAUGAUUUCUGUUUUUGAACUUGGUUCAGAUAAACAUACUGAUUUAUUGUUUUCUGUUCGAGCAUCCUGGGCACAAUCCUAUGUAAGAGGUUACUUUUUGGCUCAAAUGGUGACAAUAGCUUAUUCAAAGUCCAUAGAUGCUUUUUUGAAAGGGAUUUUCACUACACACACAUGUUUGCGUAGCUUUUUUGAGCAGGUUGGCAUUUCUGCAAGUUUUCAGCGUCAAGCACAUCAGGAGACUCAAUAUAUUCAUCUCAAAACUUGCAUACCUAUUGAAGAGCACGCACGGAGUAUUCUCACACCUUUUGCUUUCAAUGCUUUGCAGCAAGAGCUAUUACUGGCAAUGCAAUAUGCUACAUCUGAAAUGGCCAAUGGAUCAUAUAUUGUGCGGCAUUUCAAGAGGAUGGAUGGAGGACGACUUGUGAUAUGGUUGGCAGAAGACGAACAGAUACACUGCUCUUGCAAGGAAUUUGAAUCCUCAGGAAUACUAUGCAGACACGCUCUUCGUGUAUUCGUGAUAAAGAACUACUUUCAGCUGCCUGACAAAUACUUUUUAAGUAGGUGGAGACGCGAAUGCUCCUUGCUUAUUGAUGAUGAUCAUAAUAAUCAAGGUAUUGGUGGGGAUUGGUUUCAAGAAUAUCAGUCCCUAGCAGAAACUUUAUUUUCAGAAUCAUCAAUUACAAAAGAGCGAUCUGACUACGCCCGUAAAGAACUGACAAAAGAACUAACUAGGAUUCUUAAUGAGGUUAGAAAUAUGCCUGAGACUGAUGCAGUCUGCAUGACCAUGACUGUUUCACCAGCCAGCUAGUUUUUAAGUGCUGAGUUGUAUAUAUGUGAUAGCAUGCAAGUUUGCAACCAUCGGUUCAUGAUAAUAAAAUGUAAAGUGACUAAAUAAAGAAUGCUUCCACAGCAAGUGACAUAGGGAAAUUGUUCAAACCUUUUCAGUUUGUUUUGAAAUGGAAUAUUUUACAU
Abrus precatorius (Indian licorice) is the source of this 2641-nucleotide messenger RNA. RefSeq names its product putative protein FAR1-RELATED SEQUENCE 10. The transcript has 3 exons. The coding region runs from base 402 to 2477 and encodes 691 amino acids. The record is from RefSeq and is a predicted model, not a curated record. Gene Ontology annotation, biological process: regulation of DNA-templated transcription. Lineage: Eukaryota; Viridiplantae; Streptophyta; Magnoliopsida; Fabales; Fabaceae. Gene Ontology annotation, molecular function: zinc ion binding.